AUGAGCAGACAGCCGCUUCCCGAGCCCACCGACGGCGAGAUGUACCUGACUAAGAUUCCCAAAUUCUUGUCCGUCGAUCCUCGAAGAUGGCACCACACCACCUACCAACCGCCCACCACCGACCAUCACUCGCACGAGGCUGCCCCUGGCUUCUCCGCCUACAGCACCGCUACCAGCACAGUCCACUGGAGACGCUCACCGUCGAAUCCCAAGAACAUCCAAUCCAAUGCACGUAUUCUCCGCUGGUCCGAUGGCAGCUUGACCCUACAACUCGCUUCGAACCCUACACAGCAGUACGAGAUUGAGGGCAACCCUCUGGCUCCUCGCCAGCGCAACCCUUCCAAGCCUACCCCUACGAGUCAGAAGCCUGGCAGAAAGGAUCACGGCAACGACUCAUACACCUACCUGACUGUCCCAGAUCCUUCUAACGGUCUUCUUCGUGUUACUCACAAAAUUACCGCUGGCUUAUCAAUCCUACCCUCGGCUGCUACCACCGACGACGCACUCGAGAAACUACAAAACUCGCUCGCCGCUAUUUCUCAAGGCAAGAACAAGAGCCAGGCAGGCGGUAUCGAGUUUGUUAAGAUCGACGAGGAUCCUGAAUUGGCCAAGAAGAAGGCAGAGGUUGCGGAAAGAGAGAAGGAUCGUGCACGAAAGCGAAGAGAGGCUGCCGAAACUCGCGAGCGUGAGAGAAAUGGUCGUGCAAUGGGCCGUGCCGGUCUUGGCUCAAGAGGCUACGGAGGUGGUCUCACCGCUGGCAUGCUCGAGGAUGACGAGCUUGGUGGUGGUGGUCGUCAAAGAGCCAGAGCAAAGCCCAAGAGACGCCAACGCCGCAACAGCGAGUACAGCGAAGACGAAGACUUUGGUCGCAAAAAGAGCAACUUCGGCAACGACGAGUACGACGAAGAGGACGAUUUCAUUGCUGGUAGUGAUGAAGAGGAAGCCGUUGAUGACGACGAAGACGAAGAUGACGGCAUCGUUGAGGAGAGGCGGCCCAAAGAACGUGCAUCCAAGCGUGCGAGCCCUGAUGAGGACGACGAGGACGCAGAAGGCGAAGACGAUGACAUCCCUCAGGCUUCCAGAACAAAGAGAAGGAGGGUCAUCGACGAGGACGACGAUGACGAGUAA
Messenger RNA from Aureobasidium namibiae CBS 147.97, 1128 nucleotides. RefSeq lists its product as uncharacterized. Gene Ontology annotation, cellular component: Cdc73/Paf1 complex; nucleus. The record is from RefSeq and is a predicted model, not a curated record. Gene Ontology annotation, biological process: transcription elongation by RNA polymerase II; positive regulation of transcription elongation by RNA polymerase II. NCBI's taxonomy places the organism in Eukaryota, Fungi, Ascomycota, Dothideomycetes, Dothideales, Saccotheciaceae. Gene Ontology annotation, molecular function: RNA polymerase II C-terminal domain phosphoserine binding. The transcript is spliced from 2 exons. The coding region runs from base 1 to 1128 and encodes 375 amino acids.